GUCGAACGCAGCUAGAGGAAGAUGCCACGCAAGGCCGGCCGUCGCAAGAAGACCCGUACGCAUGCCAAUGCGGGCACGGAAGACUACGAGAACACGCCCAAGAGCUUCGUCUUCAAGAUGGGCAAAGCACCGGGCUGUGUCAUCAACCUCGUCCAGGACAUGCGCCAGGUCAUGCUGCCGUACACAGCCGACAAGCUCCGUGAGAAGCGCAAAAACACGAUCCAAGAUUUCGUGCACGUGGCGGCGCCGCUCGGCGUCUCGCACUUCCUCGCUUUUAGCCACACAGACGCCGGCACGAACAUGAAGCUCGUGCGCCUCCCGCGCGGCCCGACGCUCUCGUUCAAGGUCGUCGGCUACUCGCUCAUGAAGCACAUCCACUCGAUCCAGAAGCGCCCGGUCGAUGCGUCGCUUGCCUUCAAGACGUCGCCGCUCGUCGUCCUCAACAACUUUACCGGCGCCGAAGACCACGUCAAGCUUCUCAAUGCGACGUUUCAAAACAUGUUCCCGGCCAUUGACGUCCAGACAAUUGCGCUCGCCGACUGUCGCCGCGUCGUGCUCUUCCACUACGACAAGGAGACGGGCCAUGUUGAGUUCCGUCAGUAUGUCAUCCGCGCCGCGCCGCUCGGUCUCUCGAAGAGCGUCAAGACGCUCGUCAAGUCCAAGGUCCCGAACCUCGGCAACGUCGAAGAUAUCUCGGACUUUGUCUUCGGGAAUGCGCAGACAGGCAUGACGUCCGAUAGCGAGGUCGACGACGAGUCGGCGCACAUUGUGCUGCCCGACAAGUUCCGCGGCCGGGGCAACACGAAGAGCGAGAAGAGCGCGGUGCGCCUCGCCGAGGUUGGCCCGCGCCUCACGCUCAAGCUCGUCAAGGUCGAGAAGGGCGUGUGCGACGGCGAUAUCUUGUACCACGCCUUCGUGCAAAAGACGCCGGAGGAAGCCGCCAAGAUCAAGGCGCGCAAGGACAUGGAGAACGCGCUCAAGCGCAAGCGCCGCGAAGAGCAGGCCGCCAACGUCCAGGCCAAGACGGACGCAAAGGAGGCGAAGAAGAAGGCCAAGGCCGACAAGAAGGGCGUCGACGUGCACACCAAGCGCCGCCUUCUGCAGCAGUACGCCAACACGGAAGAAGUCUCGGACCUCGAAGACGCCGAGUACUACCGCCAGGCCGUCGGCGAAGAGCCGGACGCGUACAUGUUUUCGGACCGCAAGGUUGCCGAGAAGAAGGCGCCCAUGGCCGGCAAGCGCAAGUUCAACGACCGCAAGCCGCCGGUUGACAAGUCGAGUGGCAAACCGAGUGGCAAGCCGACGGGCAAGCCGACGGGGAAGCCGACGGGGAAGAAGCCGAUGGGCAAGGCCUUUGGCGGCAAGAAGAAGGACUUUCCCGCCAAGAAGGGCGCCCGCGCGACCUUCAACAAAUUCAAGGGCCGGAAAAAGUAGAGCGCUCGCGACACCAGACCUGUUUUUUUAACUCAUAACUCUCAAAUCAUCAUUGCUACUACAUA
Molecule: messenger RNA, 1499 nt
Organism: Saprolegnia diclina VS20
Lineage: Eukaryota; Oomycota; Saprolegniomycetes; Saprolegniales; Saprolegniaceae
Exons: 5
Coding region: 22-1434 (470 amino acids)
Biological process (GO): rRNA processing; ribosomal large subunit assembly
Cellular component (GO): preribosome, large subunit precursor
Molecular function (GO): rRNA binding
Source: RefSeq, a predicted model, not a curated record